Molecule: messenger RNA, 948 nt
Organism: Orycteropus afer afer
Lineage: Eukaryota; Metazoa; Chordata; Mammalia; Tubulidentata; Orycteropodidae
Product: olfactory receptor 5V1-like
Exons: 1
Coding region: 1-948 (315 amino acids)
Biological process (GO): G protein-coupled receptor signaling pathway
Cellular component (GO): membrane
Molecular function (GO): olfactory receptor activity; G protein-coupled receptor activity
Source: RefSeq, a predicted model, not a curated record
AUGGAUGUCUACAACCAAACCACCAUCAAGGAGUUCAUCCUCAUAGGGCUCUCUGACCUCCCACAGGUGCGCUACCCUCUUUUUGUGGCCUUUGCUGCUGUCUAUCAAGUCACCUUGGUGGGAAAUGGAGCCAUUCUUCUUGCCAUUGGGACUGAAAAAAAGCUGCACACACCCAUGUAUUACUUUUUGGCAAAUCUAUCCUGUUUAGACAUUUUUUGCCCAUCAGCUACUGUUCCCAAAAUGCUUGAGAACCUCUUGGCCAAGAAGCAAAGCAUUUCUUUUGUUGGGUGUGCUUUGCAGCUCUUUUUCCUAGUGGCCCUGGCUGGGACUGAAGUCUUCCUUCUCGCUGUCAUGGCAUAUGACAGGUAUGUUGCCAUAUGUUUCCCCCUUCGUUACACCCUCAUCAUGACAAAGGGGCACUGUAUCCAGCUCACAGCCAGUACUUGGGCAGCAGGGUUUCUGAACUCCCUUGUGCACACGGUAUUCACAUUUCGCUUGACUUUCUGUAAGUCUAAUCAAGUCAACCAGUAUUAUUGUGACAUUCCUCCAGUGGUAGCCCUGUCCUGCUCCUCCACAUAUGUGGCGGAAAUGCUUGUUGUAGUGUUAGGAGGUAUCUUAGGGAUCAGUGCCUUCCUGAUCACUGGUAUCUCUUAUAUCUACAUCAUAUCCACCAUCCUGAAAAUCAGAUCAGCAGAAGGGAAGCGCAAAGCCUUCUCUACAUGUGCUUCCCACUUCAUUGUGGUUUGUUUGUUCUACGGUACAACAAUAUUUACCUACGUCCGUCCCUCAUCCAGUCACCACUCUGCAGCCAGAGACAGGCUCAUUUCAAUGUUGUAUGGGGUUAUUACCCCAAUGCUAAACCCUAUGAUCUAUAGCUUGAGAAACACAGAGGUAAAAGGAGCACUCAGAAAAGUUUUAUGUCAUAAGACAAGUUUACAGCAAGGAUGA